Zophobas morio is the source of this 640-nucleotide messenger RNA. RefSeq names its product coiled-coil domain-containing protein 6-like. The record is from RefSeq and is a predicted model, not a curated record. The coding region runs from base 80 to 610 and encodes 176 amino acids. Lineage: Eukaryota; Metazoa; Arthropoda; Insecta; Coleoptera; Tenebrionidae. The transcript has 5 exons.
AGCAAACUUCUUACCACCGCAGGUCAAACUUCAUACUAUUAAAUUUGUAAACUUUCACUGCAUCAGCACAUUUUUGUAAAUGGCUUCCUUGGCUCUAAAUAAAGACGAACUUAUUUCUGAACUUACACUAGAAGUAAAGAGACUUACUUCUGAACUUUCCAAAGAAAGGGAGAAAGCCAAAUUUUUAACUAACGAAAUUUCAGCGUUGAAGGCAUCUAGAGUUGCUUUGCACUCAGAAGUCGAGCAAGAAGAGGAAUACAUGUCUAACACCUUUUUAAAGAAAAUUAAAGACUUUAGAACCGAAAAGGAAAAUCUUAUCUUGUCUAUUGAGGAAGAAGAAGAAUAUCUGACUAACUCGCUUCAAAAAAAGCUUGAUCAACUUUAUAAAGAAAAAAGUGAUCUUGAAAAACAACUAGAAGAAGAAAGGUUAAACAUAACUCUUCGUUUAAACAAUGACCUCAAUAAAAGUUUAAGGGAGACCGAGAGACUUAAAGCUGAGGUAGAAAAGGUCAAUAGAGAAAAAGUUGAACUUGAAAAUGUGCUCGAACAAGAAUCUGAAUUUAUUGUAAACCGUCUACGAAAAAAAAUUCUAGAUUUGAAGAAUGAUUAAGAAAUUAAAAAAGGUUUAUUUGAAACCUAA